This is a messenger RNA of Lymnaea stagnalis (great pond snail), 261 nucleotides long. The record is from the annotation of a GenBank genome assembly. Lineage: Eukaryota; Metazoa; Mollusca; Gastropoda; Lymnaeidae.
UUCUCAAAACUUUUUCUGGAAAAAGAUGACAAAGCCGCGAAAGCUAUGUCACUCAGUAGCAAUACUGUUAGCAAAAACGAAAAACGAAAUAAGUGAAUAUUUUAAAAUACAACUUGCUGAAAAGCUGAAAACAAAAAAAUAUUCUCAGUGCCAAUGGAGGAAUCCACUUUGAGAGACUGUGAGGCCGUACUGAUAACUUACUUAAGAUACAUUGAUACAGGAGAUUUUGCUGAAGAAAUGUUGUUCUGUAAAUCACUAUAA